This is a messenger RNA of Procambarus clarkii (red swamp crayfish), 2513 nucleotides long. RefSeq names its product T-box transcription factor TBX6. NCBI's taxonomy places the organism in Eukaryota, Metazoa, Arthropoda, Malacostraca, Decapoda, Cambaridae. The record is from RefSeq and is a predicted model, not a curated record. Gene Ontology annotation, biological process: positive regulation of DNA-templated transcription. Gene Ontology annotation, cellular component: nucleus. Gene Ontology annotation, molecular function: RNA polymerase II cis-regulatory region sequence-specific DNA binding; DNA-binding transcription factor activity.
AAAUAAAGACAGUUCCCGACAAGCACUCGUGAAUGAUACGUAUAACCGGCCUGUUCAUGAGAUAGUUGAGCGCUUGGCUGAGUGCAGUGUAAUUAGUGAUAUAUAUAGGCAUCGAGUGCAGUGGACUAUUAAGACAUGUACGAGGAGGAACUGCUAUACCUUCACCGUACCCGCGGUAUGACGCCGGCUGGCCCGCUUGGCCUGCACCCGUACCUCGGAGGCGGCUUACCUGCCAAUCUUACCGACCACCUGGAGAAGUACCGGCUUGGGUUCCAUGGCGGCCUCACCCCCCAGUCCCCCUUCGCUCACGGGUUUCCAGGGGAUUAUCUGAAGCCUCUGCCCCAGUGUGGAGGCUUCCCGGCCGCUGGGCUGCCGGGGGGCAAACCUGACCCUCGCAUCAAGGCUCGCCUGGAAAAUGAAAACCUGUGGAACCAGUUUAAUAAGUUUGGCACGGAGAUGAUCAUCACUAAGCUCGGACGGCGAAUGUUCCCGACGGUGAAGAUGUCCGCUAGCGGGCUGGAACCCAACACCAAAUAUUUCGUCCUGAUGGACAUCAUCCCAGCAGACGACUCCAGGUACAAGUUCCAGGGCAAGGAGUGGGUGGUGGCGGGCAAGGCCGAGCCCCACAUGCCCGGCCGACUCUACAUCCACCCGGACUCCCCCGCCUCGGGCGCACAGUGGAUGCGUCAUCCCAUCAGCUUCCAGAAGCUCAAACUAACCAACAACAAUCUGGACCAACAAGGACACAUCAUCCUCAACUCCAUGCAUAAGUACCAGCCGAGAAUUCACAUUGUAGCGGCGCCGGACUUAGUGUCCCUCCACUGGGCAGCCUUCAACACAUUCAACUUCCCUCAGACCUGCUUCAUGGCAGUCACAGCCUACCAGAACGACCGCAUCACGCAGCUUAAGAUCGACAACAACCCGUUCGCCAAAGGCUUCAGGGAGAACGGCCAGCUUCGCUCCAAGAAGAGGUCUGGAGGGACGCCGCCCCAGGUCGGGGAACUCACCGCCACCACCCCGGACAAGACUACUGAAACAGAUGAUGCGACUCUGGACAAGCGCGCUCGCCUCAACAGCGUCGACAGCGGCGACCUCGACACGUCGGACAUUGAGGACCGGCCGGCGUCGUCCAUGUCGGUAGAGAAGGAUCUUGGCGACGAGAAGGUGGACGUGGAGAGUCCUCCGACGCCGCCCCCGCCCUUCCUCCCUCCUCCACGGAUUAUUAAGUCAGAGGUGGAGGAGCCGGCCACCUCCCUAGUGUCACCCUUGAUGUCCGCCGCCUCCAUGAUGGCGGCGGCGGUGGCGGCCGACAGCAGGAAGGGGCACACGCCGCCCAUAAUGCCCGCGGAUAUUCGGCACCACGAAGUGAGCAUGAUGUCCCCUGCGGCGCCUCGCCCGUGCCUGCCCUCGCCCACAUACUCCACGGGGCUCCACGCCAGCCUCCCCGCGGGGCUGCCCGGCGGCUCCCUCCCGUACCCAUACCUCUACUACAGCCAUAUGAUGUCCCCUUACCUGUUGAGUCGCGCGCCGCAGCUGCAUGCGGCGCCCAUGGACAAGGCUGCGGCAGCUGCCAGAGAGAUGUAUGGCUACCCAACCUACCUACGCUCCCCUCCCGGCCACCACUCCUCCCUAUCCGCCACACCAUCCAGACCAGCGCCUAUCCACCCCUAUAGCUACGCUCUCCCGCCCCAAGUGCCAGCCAACCUGUGAGGCGCGGCACUCCGGUGCCAGCGGCAGCGGGUCGACAACAGUCAGUCAGUGUUCACCUGGUGGGCGGCCCGGGGCUGGCAGCCUCCUCCAUCUCAUCUGUACAUUAUCAUCUUCAUCUCGUGUUCACAGUGUGUUUGUAUAGCAGCACGGCGUGAGGUGUGUUAUGGUGCCCUCGUGUGGCGCCAGGCCUGUAUAGUGACUGUCGUCAGGGCGUCAUGGUGGUCUAGCGUGGCGCCAGGCCUGUAUAGUGACUGUCGUCAGGGCGUCAUGGUGGUCUAGCGUGGCGCCAGGCCUGUAUAGUGACUGUCGUCAGGGCGUCAUGGUGGUCUAGCGUGGCGCCAGGCCUGUAUAGUGACUGUCGUCAGGGCGUCAUGGCGGCCUAGCGUGGCGCCAGGCCUGUAUAGUGACUGUCGUCAGGGCGUCAUGGUGGUCUAGCGUGGCGCCAGGCCUGUAUAGUGACUGUCGUCAGGGCGUCAUGGCGGCCUAGCGUGGCGCCAGGCCUGUAUAGUGACUGUCGUCAGGGCGUCAUGGUGGUCUAGCGUGGCGCCAGGCCUGUAUAGUGACUGUCGUCAGGGCGUCAUGGCGGCCUAGCUCCACGCUAGGCCGCACAUGACGCCACCUCCCUGCAUCACUCAGCUGCCAAAGACUCCUUCUGUACAAUUCCUCGACUAUCUUUUUUGUUUACUUGGAUGGUGCUUAUGUAAAUAUGAAGACAGAUGUACAGUUGACGUAGCAGACGGGUAACUCUAGGGGGCGCUCGGCGCCUCCUGCUCUUGUGUGUAAUAAAUACCAAUUAAUUCCGA